Callorhinus ursinus (northern fur seal) is the source of this 4654-nucleotide messenger RNA. It is a transcript of the gene ZFP57, whose product is annotated as ZFP57 zinc finger protein. Lineage: Eukaryota; Metazoa; Chordata; Mammalia; Carnivora; Otariidae. Gene Ontology annotation, cellular component: nucleus. The record is from RefSeq and is a predicted model, not a curated record. Gene Ontology annotation, molecular function: RNA polymerase II transcription regulatory region sequence-specific DNA binding; DNA-binding transcription factor activity, RNA polymerase II-specific. Gene Ontology annotation, biological process: regulation of transcription by RNA polymerase II.
UGCAGGGUGUUUGUCCCGCACUCCUCGAGCCUGAAGCGGCAGGCGGGGCAUUGCACUCGUCAUCUUGGAGAGGCUCCCAACCGCUGGGCCCUGGGGAAAACCUGGGUGUCAAGGGUGUGGCCCGGGGCACCCACUUCUCCGGCCAUAAUGGGGGCCCCUGGCUGGAGUUGAUAAAGAGGGGAUCCCAGAAGGGAAGUUUCAGCCGGUCGAUGGGAGCACUGCAGCCGCAUCCAGUGGGAGUUAAUAGUUUUGUCUCCUUCCCGCCUGUGGAAGGCUUCACCCCGAAGCGACAAAAGGAUCCGAUCGCAGGGCUGGGCCUGGCUGGAAAGGGUCCUGGAGGGACUGAGUGGGAGCCGAGGGGCGGAGGGCGAGAGCCUGAGGGCCUUCCCCAGUUGGAGAGCCCGAGGCUCCAGCAGCUGCAGCCUGAGGUGCUGGCGGAUCCCACAAAGUCUGGCAGGGGUGUUGGGGCUUUUGGUCCUUCUCAGAAUUGCUGUGGGAAGGCGCUGACGGUGGUUUGGGGUCAGAGAGAUUGGGUGCUGUGUGAGGACGGGAAGAUGGCGACAGGUUCCCUCAGGGCAUUUACAUUCGGGAAGGGCGGGUCGCCAGGACCGCCGCCUCCUUCCCCUCUGAGGGGUGUGGGUGUAGAAAGUGCUCGGGCACGGUCAGGGGCCAGCCACAGCUGCCAGCAAUUCCGACCCCACGGCCUUGCUCAGUCCCCAAACCAGACGUCGGGUUGAGGAUACGGACAGGGCCUCUUCCCAGCACCCCCAGCAAUGCUGUUUGGAGGACCAGCGGGGAACAGUACAGCCUCCUGGGUCCUCGGGCUGCCGGGUAGGGGACCGUCCCCACCUGACAUCUCGUACGACGACUGUGCACAGUCCUGAUGGGAAGGAAGGAGGGAUAGAGAGACUGAACCUCAGCAUGCACAUCUGCCUCCCUUUCAGCAAUCCAAUUAACUCCAUCGUCAAAUGUCCUUUUUCUGGCUAUUUUCAGUUUCACCACCAGUGCAGAAAAAGUGAAAGAAAAAAAAAGGUCAGUGGGUUUUUAUGUCUUUGUUUAAGGGAUUGCACCUCAAGAAGGAGAAGUGAAGUGAGAGGCUGCCCGCGGAGGAGGUGGGGGUUGGGCAGGAGCUCCCUGAGCGGCCGGCGUCCCCAGUGCGGGGCUCACCAGAGCCAAGUGUUUGCUGCUGGCUUGUUACCUGUUUAGUCUUUACGAGGAUCUUUAUGAUUCCCUUACAAGGAGUGCAUGUGAAAAACCCACAGAAUCCCAGUUUUCGGUACUAGACGGGGUCUUAGAGAGUGUCUGCUUUCCCAUUUUCUGGUGAGAUGCUGUCAGAAGGGUGAGACUUGCACUAGGGGGUUUGAGACAGAUCCAGGGCACACCCUGUGUGCAGAAUUCUGCACGGUUGCCCGAGAGGGUGCUUGAGACACGGGCACCCUGUCCUCAGUGGUACGGUCUAGGCUUUGAACACUAACUCUGCUGUGGACGGAGCUUCUUAGCAUCUCUGCACUUUAGAUUCCUUGAAAUACGGUUGGUAAUUAUGACCUUCCGGGGCUGCGCUGACACAGAGCUGGGCUUUGAUAAUUCUCGGUGUUCCCUGACCAGAUACGGGACCUGUUGCUGCUCACUCCCCGUCUGGUGAUGGGUUUUGUUUCUCUCUGACCUCAGGUUCAGAGAGGUGGGCACUGGCCAGGGGCUGAGGCAGGGCAGACAGGAGGCAGAUGUCUUCGUAGCCCCCACACCGGCAGCAGAGCCCCGGUAACCAGUCCCUGAGCCCUGUAGCCUGGGCUUUGAGGGACCAGAGGUGUGACUGCAGAACAAAACCAGGAGGAGCAGGUACAUUCGUCCCGGGAAGCCAUGCCAAACCUCAGGGAGGCCUCCGCACAGCCUCUCCGUCUGCACAGUGACCAGGACACACAGAGCCCCAGGAAGGGGUCCAGUCAGCCCUGGGGCCCAGGCCAGGAGUGGACAAAGCCGGAAGCAGACACCGCGGAAGAGAAGCUGCUCCUGCAGGUGGAUGAGGCAGUGCGGUGGGAAGCCGUGGAGAGAGAGUGCUGGUGGGAGGCAUGGCUGGAGAAGCCAGUCACCUUUGACGAUGUGGCCGUGAAUUUCACGCAGGAAGAGUGGGUGUGUCUAGACGCCAGUCAGAGGGUCCUGUACCAAAAUGUCAUGUCUGAGACAUUCAGAAACCUGAUGUCUGUGGCCCCAGUCAGAAUCUUUCUGUCUAACCCAGAUCUGAUCAUCGAGCUUGAACAAGAGGAAAAACAGUGGAGAGCAGAGCUCCAGCUCCAUCCCCCAAAUGGAGAAGGCCUCCCUUCAGGCGGCAGGAAGAAGGCACUUCAGGCUGGGAGGCUGCAAGACCACAAGGGGUCCCUUGCCUGUGGAGGGGCGGGCCCAGCCUCUGCUGCCGCGGGGGCCACGCACAGGGCCCCCGCGCUGCCCGCAUCCCAGGCCGGGCCACCCUUCCUGUGCUACCUGUGUGGACGGAGUUUCAGCAAGCGCUCCAACCUGCACAGUCACCAGUUUGUACACAGUCCCCACACGGUGAACAGCUGCGGCCAGUGUGGGAAGUGCUUCCGAAACCCCAGGGACCUCAGCUACCACAGGCGCACACAUCUCGGGGAGAGGCCUUUCUGCUGCCCGCUCUGUGACAAGACCUACUGUGACGCGUCGGGGCUGAGCCGUCACCGCCGUGUCCAUCUGGGUUACCGGCCCCAUUCCUGCCCCUGCUGUGGGAAGGGCUUCCGGGACCGGUCCGAGCUCAAACGCCACCAGAAGACACACCAAAACCAGGAGCUGGUGGCCAGAGACCAGAAGCACAUUGGGAGGAUUCCAGGUACUGGAUCUCAGGAGCGCACUGACAGGAGCCAGCGGUCCAGCCAGGGGCUUGUGGCUGUGACCCACGCCCUGGUGGCCAGGACCCGAGAACCCACCACUGGAACCAAGGGUCCUGUGGCUGAGGGCCAGCCACCUAUCGACAGGAAGCAGGUGGUCCCUGUGAGACGGUGGGCAUCAGCCAGUGCAGCCCCGGGGCCUGGGACCAGGACACAGACACCCAACACGAGAGCCCCCUCCCUGGACACCAGGCCCCACUGUCCCCCAGCAAAGCCCUCAAGACUCAAGGUCUUCUCUUGCCCCCAUUGCCCUUUGACCUUCAGCAAGAAAGCCUGUCUCUCUAGCCAUCAGAAGGCCCACCUCUUGGAGCAGCCCAGCGGCUGCUUCCGCUGUGGCAAGUCCUUUAGUUCAUUGUCGGGGCUGGCCAAACACCAGCAGAUGCACUGGAGGCAGAAGAUCUACCGUUGCCCCGUGUGUGAUGUCUGCUUUGGGGACAAGGAGGGCCUCAUGGGUCACUGGGGGGGCUCCAAAAGCAAGGACCUGUGUCUGGGCAACCUGCAGGCGUGCUGGGCCAUCCUGGGCCAAUGGCUCGGCUUCUUUCACCAUGCCCCCCCUUUGUCAGGGAAGGACGUGGAUCUGCCCCAGGAUCCAGGCUCCCAGGAGAGGGCAGGGAGGGCGGGGAGAAGGCACCGGAGGGGGGAGAGCAAAGGAGGCCACAAUACACAAAGAAGCGGCCUUUCUGACUGAGGUCUUCUUCGGCUUGCUUUUCCUACGGCCUGGCCUGCAGGCUCGGGGGACCGGAUGGACCUGCAGGCUCGGGGGACCGGAUGGACCUGCAGGCUCGGGGAAGAGAGGGGAGGGGUGGUGAGGGAAAUGCCGAAGGACAGGCAUGAGAAGUGGCACACGGAAACUCGUAUUGUUAUUAAUUAGCACCUGCCUUGUUUCUUUGUGUCUGGUAGACCAUCAAGUAGUAAUUGCUGAAGAAAUCAGUGGCUGCUCCGAUAGGGGAUAACACGAGAGGAGGGAAGGGCUCUGGGGGACCCGUCCCUGCAGGAGGUGGAGGCCAGUGUGACGCACGCUCCGCUGCCCUCGCCGCUCCGCAGGGCCAGAUGGUGCUCCAGCCCGUGGCCUCACCUGCAGCUCACUCAGGGCCAAGGGUUCGCACUCCCCCUGCUCCUUCCCUUCAACGCUCCCCGCCUCUCCGCUCUGCCCCCCAGGAUGGACUGCAUCGAAGAGGCGAAUUCACAACAGGGAGGCUGCUGGUCUCAGUCCUGCCUCUGUCACUGUCCAGCACAGGUGUCUCGUCAGAGAGAGGGACACCUGCCUGGCCACGGCCAGAGGCGGCUUCCAGAUGGAGCGAGGAGAGAGGACAGAUGUGGGUAGCCAAACAGGGAAAAGGAAAGGUAGAUGACGAAGAGGACUCGGUCCCAUUUGGAAUCCAGAGCAUUCCUGGAAAUGCAGAUUGGAUGUCCUGGUGGUGAGGAGGCCAGUGAGGGCACACCGCGGGGGAUGCCACACCCUGAGGGUCGGUGCUUGGACCAACCAGGCUGUCCUCCACCUUUGCCAAGAUGCAGCAUCACUCAGAAGGGGUUUCCUAGAGGGAGGAGAAAAUAACCUGAAAAAUCUGUCAGUACCAAGCCAUUAAUCCAGGGAGAGGAAAGGCCCACCGGGGGUCCCCUUGCCUCUGCUGCACCUGCCUCAGCAGCUGGUGUUGGAGGUGAGGCCCAGGGCAGCUGCUGGAGGGUUGGGAAGGGACCCCAGCAGAGCACGUUGGAGUGCCCUCUGCCUCCGGGGCCAGGCUCUCUCCAGCUGGACAGCU